AGGCCUCGGUCAUUUUAACUUUCCUGCUAAAUGAAACUGAAGCUGCUGCACAAAGAUCCGACAACAAACAGGUUUUAGUUUAAUGCAGUCGGUUUAAAGUUAAAUCUCAUUUCAUAUUUUUUCUGUUUCUGUAUUUUCUCCGUUUCUGAGUGUAAAAACAGGUUGUAAUGUUUUGCUCCUGAUCCUCAGCUUGUUUACCUGCAGCAGUCACUCACCUGCGGAGACAAAGACAGGAGGUCUGGCAGAGAGCAGAGAGAGUCCGCAGAGCAACCAGGUGAUAAAUGUGGGUUGAACAGAACAUCAGCACAGGAAGAGGGCGGGCUCAGACUUCACUUAGUUUCUAAAAAAACGUCAAACUGCUCAAUGAGUCAGAGCUGCAAUGACGGAAACAUCGUUUCACUGUCUGACCUUCUUGACCUACUUGCAGGUUUGUCCAACCAUUCAAGCUGCUCUGACUGUGAGUCCCAGCAGAUCUCAGUUCUUUAGAGGAGAAUCAGUGACUCUGAUCUGUGAGGAUGAAAACAGACCUGAUGGAUGGACUGUGAGGAGAAACACGACCAGAGGAACCAGGAACCGAUGUGGAGAAGGAUGGGGGAAAUUAAAUGGUUCUACCUGUAACAUGAACUACCUCCUCCCAGAGGAUACUGGUCUGUACUGGUGUGAGUCCAUGUCUGGAUCCUCCAGCAGCAGCAGCAGCAUCCAGCUCUCUGUCUCUGAGGAACCCUCCAUCCCUUCUACCCAAACUCCCCUUGCUGCCCAGGCCUCCUCCUCUCUUCUUCUCUACGUGUUGUUGCCUCUUGCGUCUCUGUUUGUUCUGAUUAUCUUCGUUUUUCUGGGACGGCGUUUUUGCAACAAGUCAAGAGAUCAGAAAGAACUGAUGAGCGACGGCAGCGAGACCUGCGACCACGUCACAACAUCCGGUCAUCAUGAGGAGAACCAGAGGAGAAAAGGUUCUGAUGGAACCAGACAGAGAUUCAGCUGCAGUCGACUCAACAGUGAGACAACAAGACAGCAGUUAUGGAGAAAUAUUCAUCAAACAUAUGCAGCACAAGUCAGACACAACAGAGAGCGACUCAGCUGUGAUUUAUUCAGCUGUCAGAACAGAACAAUAAUCAGAGAAAACAGAAACAGAGCCACAUCAUCUCCUCCUCACUGAGAAAAUCUGCUGAAGUUCUGCUGCAGAAGUUAGAUUCUUCCUCUUGCCUUCAGCAAGCCGUAGAUCUCAGGAGCCAAAUCAUCAUCAUCACCUGAAAUGAUGAAGAAGCGUCUGCUGCACGUCUUCCAGCUCACUGACAAACACAGAGACGUUUGUCCUGCUGGCUGGAGGCCUGAGAGACACAAUCAUCCCGACGUGGAGAAGAAGAAGAAGAAGAAGAGCAAAGCAGGAAAUCCCAAGAUCUUCUGUCAGCAGAUUGUUCUUGGUUCUGGAUUGGAGGUUUCCCUGUGAAAGACUACAGAUCUGAUCCACUAGAACAAACUGAUCUGCUUCCUCUUCAGGUUUUAUCCUUCUCUGUUCAGGCUGCAGUUGAUGGAAAACCUCUUAGUUUCACUGAAACUACUUUAGUUUUACUCAUUUUUUUUGUUUUUCAGAAAAGUGAUAUUUUUCCUUUGCUGUCAUUUGCUACCAUCUCUAUUAAAACUGUGGAGAAAAAUAAAAAGUUAAGAUUCUUUAUGAGAAACUGAGAAUGUUUCCAGCUGCAGUACCAGAGUCAGCCAGCAGGGCGCACACCAUGACUCUCCAAUAGUUUCUGUUUGUUUCUGAGCUUUUUGUUAUAAUCUGGCUGAUUGUGGAAGAAUUAAACACAUUAAAUAAAAUAAAGAUAAUAC
Messenger RNA from Xiphophorus maculatus (southern platyfish), 1827 nucleotides. RefSeq lists its product as uncharacterized. Gene Ontology annotation, molecular function: transmembrane signaling receptor activity. The record is from RefSeq and is a predicted model, not a curated record. Lineage: Eukaryota; Metazoa; Chordata; Actinopteri; Cyprinodontiformes; Poeciliidae. The transcript has 9 exons. Bases 380 to 1156 code for a protein of 258 amino acids. Gene Ontology annotation, biological process: cell surface receptor signaling pathway.